GCGUCUUAAACCCUAAGCAUAGCUUAGCUAGUGACUACCAACUAGCAGGGGGGCUAAAACCCUCUUGCAAAUCUUCCAUACCAACUUCUUCGAAAUUCUACAGUCUUCCCUUGCUGGCGGAAUGGCUUCCUCUGUUGCCUGCUCAAUCCUUCGAAAAACCUUGCGCUUCCAGUUUUGCUCAACUUUAAAUUCUUCGCGCCGUGUAGCUAUCUGUUGUUCUUCUCUAGCCUCUUCUUUCCAAUCGGCUUCUCUGGUCCGGAGGAAGCAAACGCAAAGCAUGUCGAAUCCUCCUUUUUCCAUAUACCCUAGAUUUGCAUCUUUUAAGGUGGGAGAUGAUGAGAAUCUCAUGAACGUUCUCCAGUCCGAGAUAGAAUGCGUCAAGGAACCGAAAGAUCCCGGGGAGAUUAUUGUUCCAAAAGAAUUUCCUUUCGAAAUAAUUGAUAGCCAUGGUGACCAAACAAUUACUCUUAAGAGAGAAUAUAAUAACGAGAGCAUCCAAGUCACAGUUUACAUGAAUUUAGAUAUAGAGAGGGAUGAUAGACAAGAUGAAAAUGUUGAUCAUCAGGAGGGGUCAGAAGUCCAGCCAAACAUUUCAUUGCAUAUAACUGUAGAUAAAGGGCAGGGCUUUAUCUUGGAAUUUGGUUGCAAACUCAAUUCCAAUGAGCUUGAAAUAGAAAGCAUGGCAAGCAGAAGUGAUCAUUUUGAUACCCAGGGAGCAUAUCAAGGACCUGUGUUCUCGGAUUUAGACGAGAACUUGCAAAAGGCUCUUCAUAAGUACCUGGAAGUAAGAGGCAUCAAGAGUUCUUCUCUCCACAGUUUCUUGUAUGAAUACAUGAUAAAUAAAGAUGAAAGGGAGUAUCUAAAAUGGUUAAAGAACCUGAAGGAAUUUCUUCUGAGAUAAUUUAUAGUGUGGAAUAUUAAAGGUUUUUACCUUGCAAAUCUGGCAAAAAGAUGAAUGGCGAGUUGUUUCUCCUGUUUUCACUGAGUUCUACCUCUAAGGUAUUCUCCCUCAUAACUUCCAUAUGCUCUGUCCCAAUAUUUCCAACGCCUAACAACCCCAACAACAUUCAAUAUGUAUUGUGCUUAUGUGAUUAUCUUCGAAGUAUAUAUUAUGCCAAUGAUAAUUUUUCAUCA
Molecule: messenger RNA, 1134 nt
Organism: Dendrobium catenatum
Lineage: Eukaryota; Viridiplantae; Streptophyta; Magnoliopsida; Asparagales; Orchidaceae
Exons: 3
Coding region: 122-901 (259 amino acids)
Cellular component (GO): mitochondrial matrix
Source: RefSeq, a predicted model, not a curated record